AUGGUAUUUAAACACUCUUAUUUAAAUGUUUUUCUAGAGUCACAUUGUAUGGAUAUGAUUCAAACAACACAGAAGAGUUCAUUCCCUAUCACAGAAGUUAACACUACAGUGUCUGUACAGAUGGGUAAGAAGGUUCUGCUGAGCUGCCCUCCUGUUACACUGACAAAGGCAUUAGUAAUCACAUGGGUGAUAACCCCCAGAGGCGGACCUGUCUGCAUAAUAGCCUACAAAGCAGACACAAAGGAGACCAGGGAAAACAACUGUACUGACAGGAGAAUCACCUGGGCCUCCACACCUGACCUGAGUCCUGACCUGCAGAUCACCACAGUGGCCCUCGAGCAUGCUGGAUAUUACUCAUGUGAGAUAGCAGCAAGUGAAUGUUAUUGCCAAAAAGGACAUGACCUCCAAGUGCUAGUCCCCCCUGAAGUAACCCUAUUUUCAGGUGAAAAUAGAACUGCAGUGUGCGAGGCAAGUGCAGGCAAGCCGGCUGCGCAGAUCUUCUGGACUCCAGAUGGGGAUUGUGCCACUAAGAGUGAACCACACAGCAAUGGCACCGUGACUGUCAGGAGCACAUGCCACUGGGAGCAGAACAAUGUGUCUGCUGUGGUCUGCUCUGUCUCCCAUUCGACUGGCAACCGGACUCUGUCCAUAGAACUGAAUAGAGGUACUGCUGGUACCCUGCAUUCCUUGCUGACCAUUCUUUAUGUGAAAUGUGGCCUCUUGGGGAUUGUUCUGCUCAACAUAGCAUUUGCUUUCUUCCAGAAGAGAAAUUAUUUCAGAUCAAACGAAGAGCCAAGAACACUGGCUCAUAUGUACUGGAGAACCAAAACUGUUUUGCGACAGGGAGUGGGUCUGAUGGAUGAGGCUGAUAGAGAGGGGCGGGACUUUCUCUCUGAGCUGAUGAUGCCAGUGUUGAUUAAGUACUUCUCCCUGUUCUGGUUUCCCACCAUGAAAUAG
This is a messenger RNA of Psammomys obesus (fat sand rat), 957 nucleotides long. Its product is annotated as cell surface glycoprotein CD200 receptor 2-like. Gene Ontology annotation, molecular function: signaling receptor activity. The transcript is spliced from 6 exons. Gene Ontology annotation, cellular component: external side of plasma membrane. Gene Ontology annotation, biological process: regulation of neuroinflammatory response. NCBI's taxonomy places the organism in Eukaryota, Metazoa, Chordata, Mammalia, Rodentia, Muridae. Bases 1 to 957 code for a protein of 318 amino acids. The record is from RefSeq and is a predicted model, not a curated record.